AACCUCUCUCCUUUCCGCCCCAAAAACCCCUUCUUCUCGGUGUGCUACUACCCCUUCUGUGUCUUCUCCUCCCAAGCCUGCCAUGAGAACCGACGUAGAUACCCUCUGGGUCUUUGCUCUGGCCUCCAAAUGUAGAGCCUUUACACAAGAAAAUAUUGCAUGGUCACUUUUGAUCAUGGGUCUCGCUUCGCUAGCCAUUGUCCUUCUUCACUGGGCUCAUCCCGGUGGUCCAGCUUGGGGAAAACACAACCUUAAGAAAGGAUUUAAAACUGGUGCUAGGACAAUUCCUGGUCCGAGGGGGUUGCCUCUUAUUGGCAGCAUGAACCUAAUGGCUUCCCUCGCGCACCACCGGAUUGCUGCUGCCGCCAAAGCAUGCAAAGCCAAGAGACUUAUGGCUUUUAGCCUAGGCGAUACACGUGUUAUCGUGACAUGCAACCCCGACGUUGCCAAAGAAAUACUUAACAGUACGGUGUUCGCAGAUCGUCCAGUGAAGGAGUCUGCUUACAGACUAAUGUUCAACAGAGCAAUUGGGUUCGCUCCUUAUGGAGUGUACUGGCGUACCCUCAGAAGAAUCGCAGCUACACAUCUUUUCUGUCCGAAGCAAAUAAAAGCUGCUGAGGCUCAGAGAUGCAUAAUAGCUUGUCAGAUGGUGGACAUGUUGAAGGACCAUGAUCAAAAUUUUACAGUUCGUGGAUUACUUAAACGUGCUUCCUUGAACAACAUGAUGUGUUCGGUUUUUGGACUCGAAUAUAGACUAGAUUCUCUAACUAAUGAAGUGGAAGAGCUUAGAGGACUAGUUGAUGAAGGAUACGAUCUAUUGGGUACCCUUAAUUGGACCGACCACCUUCCUUGGCUAGCAGACUUUGACCCCCAAAAAAUCCGGUUCAGAUGCUCAAGCCUGGUGCCAAAAGUGAACCGAUUCGUGAGCAGAAUCAUCGCAGAACACCGAGUUCCAAGAGGUGGCGAAACCAGAGAUUUCGUGGAUGUUUUACUGUCUCUUCAAGGCCCCGAAAAACUAUCAGACGCCGAUAUGAUCGCCGUUCUUUGGGAAAUGAUCUUUAGAGGCACUGACACUGUGGCGGUUCUGAUCGAGUGGAUACUAGCAAGGAUGGUGCUUCAUCCUGAUGUUCAAUCAAGGGUCCAUGAUGAGCUGGACAAGGUGGUGGGUAGAUCACGGGCCGUUGCUGAGUCUGAUAUCACGGCUAUGCUGUAUCUCAACGCGGCAGUGAAGGAAGUGCUGAGGCUGCACCCACCAGGCCCACUACUCUCCUGGGCCAGGUUAGCCAUAACUGAUACAGUCAUUGAUGGGUAUCACGUGCCUGCAGGGACCACUGCAAUGGUGAAUAUGUGGGCCAUAGCAAGAGACCCAGAAUUGUGGGCUGACCCACUUGAAUUUAUUCCUGAGAGGUUCGUGGCAAAAGAGGGCGAGAUGGAGUUUUCCGUGCUAGGGUCGGAUCUUAGGCUUGCGCCUUUUGGGUCGGGUAGGCGUACCUGCCCGGGAAAGAACCUGGGAUUAACGACGGUAACCUUUUGGGUUGCGUCACUGUUGCAUGAAUUUGAAUGGCUACCGUCCGAUGAGAAUGGUGUUGACUUAUCAGAGGUGCUGGGGCUGUCCUGCGAGAUGGCUAAUCCGUUGACCGUUAAAGUACGGGCCAGACGGCACUAAAUUAAGCCUCAUUACUCCUUUUAUCUUUAUUAGUAUGAUCAGAGUUCAGAAAUCUUAAAAAUCGAUCAACCAUAUGAUCAGGUUGUCUUGGGUGUGUCUGUUGGGUGUCGCUUUUGUUAAGGUAUCUCUUUAUAAAAUUAUAUGACUUGUUUUCCACUCAUGUAAAUACGGGUGAAAAAGUAAUACAAAUUUCAACUUUUAAUCUUCA
Messenger RNA from Manihot esculenta (cassava), 1874 nucleotides. RefSeq names its product cytochrome P450 78A9. The record is from RefSeq and is a predicted model, not a curated record. Lineage: Eukaryota; Viridiplantae; Streptophyta; Magnoliopsida; Malpighiales; Euphorbiaceae. The transcript has 2 exons. Bases 83 to 1666 code for a protein of 527 amino acids. Gene Ontology annotation, molecular function: oxidoreductase activity, acting on paired donors, with incorporation or reduction of molecular oxygen; iron ion binding; heme binding.